Psammomys obesus (fat sand rat) is the source of this 4667-nucleotide messenger RNA. RefSeq names its product solute carrier family 38 member 9 (gene Slc38a9). The record is from RefSeq and is a predicted model, not a curated record. Gene Ontology annotation, molecular function: amino acid transmembrane transporter activity. The transcript has 15 exons. Lineage: Eukaryota; Metazoa; Chordata; Mammalia; Rodentia; Muridae. Bases 184 to 1866 code for a protein of 560 amino acids. Gene Ontology annotation, biological process: amino acid transmembrane transport.
CGUUCCUGACAAACUCACCUUGGGACAGUCGGAGAGGGAACCCAGGCGAGGAGAGAAAGGCUGAGUGAGCUUGCGGCCACGGGCUGUCACUACGGAGGGGUCUGCCAAGCCCCGGGUUGGGGACACUGCUCCCGAGUCGUGCACGUCCCUCAAGACUUUCUCAGUGCCUGGAAUCUGAGAAAAAUGGCAAAUGUGGAUAGUGAUUCUAGGCAUCUUAUCCCUGAGAUAGAAGAUGAAGUAAAUCCUGGACCUAUGAAUAUCCAGUUUGAUUCAUCAGAUCUAAGAUCUAAAAGGCCUUUCUAUAUAGAGCCUACACACAUCGUCAAUGUGAAUGAUGCCAUUCAGAGAGUUAGUGACCAUGCCUCUGCUUUGAACAAGAGGAUUCAUUACUACAGCCGGCUCACCACUCCUGCAGACAAGGCACUGAUCGCUCCAGACCACGUGGUCCCUGCUCCAGAGGAGUGCUAUGUGUACAGCCCAUUGGGCUCUGCCUAUAAGCUUCAGAGUUACACUGAAGGCCACGGUAAAAACACCAGCUUAGUAACUAUUUUUAUGAUUUGGAAUACCAUGAUGGGAACAUCUAUACUAAGUAUUCCCUGGGGCAUAAAACAGGCUGGAUUUACUACUGGGAUGUGUGUCAUCAUGCUGAUGGGCCUCUUAACACUUUAUUGCUGCUACAGAGUGGUGAAAUCACGGAGUAUGAUAAGUACAUCAGACACAACCACCUGGGAAUAUCCAGAUGUCUGCAGACAUUAUUUUGGCUCCUUUGGGGAAUGGUCAAGUCUCCUUUUCUCCUUGGUGUCUCUCAUUGGAGCAAUGAUAGUUUAUUGGGUGCUUAUGUCUAAUUUUCUUUUUAAUACUGGAAAGUUUAUUUUUAAUUUUGUUCAUCACAUUAAUGACACAGAAGCUGUACUGAGAACCAAUAAUAGCAACCCUGUAAUUUGUCCAAGCACUGGGAGUGGUGGCCAUCCUGACAACAGCUCCAUGAUGUUCUACAGCAAUACCACAGAACUGCAGCAGUUUGAGAAGUGGUGGGAUAAGUCCAAGACGGUGCCCUUCUACCUCAUAGGGCUGCUCUUGCCCCUGCUCAACUUCAGAUCCCCUUCGUUUUUUUCCAAAUUUAAUAUCCUAGGCACAGUAUCUGUCCUCUAUUUGAUUUUCCUUGUUACCUGGAAAGCUAUUUGCUUAGGAUUCCAUCUGGAAUUUCACUGGUUUGUGCCAACAGAAUUUUUUGUACCAGAGAUAAGAUUUCAGUUUCCACAGCUGACUGGAGUGCUUACUCUUGCAUUCUUUAUUCACAAUUGUAUUAUUACACUCUUGAAAAACAACAAGAACCAAGAAAAUAAUGUGAGAGACCUGUGCAUUGCCUAUAUGCUGGUGACAUUGACUUAUCUCUAUAUUGGUGUCCUGGUUUUUGCCUCAUUCCCUUCACCUCCAUUAUCCAAAGAUUGUAUUGAGCAGAACUUCUUAGACAACUUCCCCAGCGGCGACACCCUGACCUUCAUUGCAAGGAUAUUCCUGCUCUUCCAGAUGAUGACUGUGUACCCACUCUUAGGCUACCUGGCUCGUGUUCAGCUCUUGAGCCAUAUCUUCGGUGACGUUUAUCCUAGCAUUUUCCAUGUGCUGAUUCUUAAUUUAAUAAUUGUGGGAGCUGGAGUGACCAUGGCCUGUUUCUACCCAAACAUAGGAGGGAUCAUAAGAUAUUCGGGAGCAGCAUGUGGCCUGGCUUUUGUGUUCAUAUACCCUUCUCUCAUCUAUAUCAUUUCCCUCAACCAAGAAGAGCGUCUGACGUGGCCUAAAUUAGUCUUUCAUGUUUUCAUCAUCAUUUUGGGCCUGGCGAACCUGAUUGCUCAGUUUUUCAUGUGAAAACUGUUUUCUCAAGAUUUCUCAUGGUAUUCUGAACCUUGGCAACAGUUCUGCAUAAAAGAACUUGAAAAUGCUGUCAUUGCUGUAAUGCUAAGUGUUUUUCUAAGAUAACUGGAAGCAAGGGAAAUGAUGGUCUGCUGAUAAGUAUUUUUGUACUGGAGUGGGGAGUAAUAAGGACAGUCUUUCUCACAGACCCUCAUUUAUAUGUAUCCAAGUAAAAAUGCAGGAGGAAUCACUCUGAUUUUCUGUUGAUAAGUACAAGGUAGGUGGGCAUGUUUUGCCUACAGCAAGGACUCUCAGGGGUCUUGGGCUGAGGCAUGUUGCCAGGCCCUGUUUCUGAUUGAGUGUACUCUCUUCCUCUCCUUACUUGCUGGACUGUUUCUACAGUUUGCCCAAACCUGUGCUGUUUCCAACAGUAAAACAUAUACCUCAUUUUAGAAGAAGUUUCCAUGGCAUCAUUAUUAAUGGAAUGAAUUCCUAACCAAAUACUAAUCUGAAGAGUAAAAAGUUAAUUAAACAGUAUCAGUCCAUCAGAAAAUAUAUGCAAAAUAAGGCCAGUGGGGUAGUUGGUACCUGUCAGUGAGCACUUAGAUGGUACAGUAAGAGGAACCCAAGUUUAAGAUCAUCCUUAGUUUCAUGGUCAGCUUGAUUGUCUAUGGUGACGUUGUUUGGAGGGGGGGGGUGUUUUUUGUUUUGUUUUGUUUUUUUAAGACAGUGUUUCUCUAAAGGCUACAGUGUAGCCUUUGCUGUCCUGAAACUCACAGUAGCACAGGCUGGCUGUAGAAAGCCGCUCUCUUCUCAAGAAAAACAGAAAAUAUGCAUCGGGUAAACUUGUGCAGAAUGUGUUGCUGUCUGGCUCUUAACUGUGAUCCAGUUUCAGUGGCUUAGACUGAGGUCACAAUUCCCAAGCCAGAUACCAACACACGAACAAAGGUGGUUGUCCUCAUAAAGCUAGGGGAUUCUUGCUUCCUGUGCCCUUGAGAAUCGCAUGGACUGUCCUGAAGCUCCAUGGAGGAAGCACGAGCAGAGAGGCAGGUAUAUGAGGCUCUCCAGAAGGAAAAAGGAAUAGCUAGAAAGGGUGGGACUUUGCCCAGCGUAUUGAGUCAUCCUAGUUCAGGUGUGACCUCCAGGAGCCGACACCACUACUGCUCCUGUAACAGGAAGGGAAGAAAGACUUCGGACAAGAAGAUUGAGAAACCCAGAUUCUUAGAGUUAACACUCUUUUUAACACAUUUUCUUCUCGACUACGAGCUAAACCAGAAUCCAGGUGUCUGUCUCCAUGUAACAGUCUGUGUUCUGCCCACAACUACAAACAUAGAUUUCUCUAAUUUUGGCUAAAUUGUUUAAAAUGUAUCAUGAUUCCGCUUUUUAGGACACCAUACAGAUUUUCGUCUUGUCCUUCCAAAACAAACAAACGAACAAAACAGGUGAAAUGGUUUUUAUAAACCCCGUAAGCAGCCCUAGUUUUAAGACCAGGUUUAAUUUCUUUCAGCUUAGCUUUAAUCCUAUUAGAGCACGGCUCUAUGUUUAUAAGGAGCUGUAACUCCUAACACUUUUUAAAGUCUCAUGAAGACUGCCAAGCACAUACACAAACUGAAUAAUAUGAGAAACUGUUGCACACCCAUCCCGGGGUGUGAUAAUCAUAGGCUUAGCUGAAGUUGCUUUACCUGCUCCCUCCCCCUUUUUUCUUUUCUACUGACAUAUUUAAAAACCAACCUCAGACAUUAUGUCAUUUCAUUUCUACAAACCUUAAUAUUCAGCUAAUAGCCCAAACCUAGUUACAUUUAUCAUGGAGCUGGCAUUAAAAGCUCUAGCUAGCAGAAACUUCUGUGGAAGCUGGGUCGCAUGGGGAAGUGCCUUGCUGCUCGAGAAACUCUGGAAUGGUCAUGAUUGCAGUGUUCUAUCACGAGACAUUGGAGGCAGAGCUGGUGUUUUAAGACAUCUCCCCGACUUAAUCUCUGUAUGUUCUUAGAAGUUUCUUAGAAGUCUCUGAGAAUUUUAGAGACAGUUUUUACUGCUUUUAUUCCAAAGACAUUCUUGAAUGCUUUACCACAACAAAGAUGUGUUAUGCUUUAACAGUCAAAGAUGAUUGGUUAUGUCAUUCCGUAGAUAAAAGGAACGUGGCAAGGGAUGCUACCCUCUGGACAGAAAAUAAUAUGAAUUUAUACUUCUGUUGUCUUAAGGAGACUCAACAGUUUAGACCUCCUAAUGUCCUGUUAAACAAGCCAAAUGGCUUUAUCUCCUUAAGUUUCUUUCCAUGAGAUUCCUUUGCCUGUUCCUUGGCUUAGAGAACCCUGCAUAUGACUGCGUGUCCUGGCUCAGAAUGAGGACAGGAUAGGGACCCACACGCAGUAAAUCUCACACUUUCUUCUUUGAAUUUUCUGAUUAAACUGCUUUCACUUCUUUGCUCUGAUGUGGCUAGCUUCUUUAACACACAGCUGAGGACACUAAGACUUAAAAUGAGUUGUCUAGAGAGGUCUUCCUUAGAAAUCCUGUGGAUGAAUUUGGGCUGUGCUCAUAUUAAGCCAGAAAGGGAAAAAAAUAGAGUUACGUUUUAUACCUGUGGGCAGUUGUGCAAAGUCAUUGCCAUCAGCACACUCCAAAACUGUGUUUGGAAUAAGGACUAAAAGUACCCAUUGGAAGAGACUUGUUUUAAAGGGAAGUGCUUCCUGUACAUUAAAUGUGUCUUAGAAAUGCUGUGUGGUGACUGAGCAGCAGUGGGCUUGUUUUCUGCUUCCACUUGAAACUUAGCAAGAAAAUGUUUGAUGUGUGUUUUUAAUUAUCGUUCCCUUAAUUAUUCU